This is a messenger RNA of Corylus avellana, 680 nucleotides long. RefSeq names its product Ribosomal protein L31e family protein. Gene Ontology annotation, molecular function: structural constituent of ribosome. The record is from RefSeq and is a predicted model, not a curated record. Lineage: Eukaryota; Viridiplantae; Streptophyta; Magnoliopsida; Fagales; Betulaceae. Gene Ontology annotation, biological process: cytoplasmic translation. Gene Ontology annotation, cellular component: ribosome; cytosolic large ribosomal subunit.
UGCGAUGUAGGGUUUUGGUUCUAAGUUUUUAGUUGAGCACCCACCUCCGCUAUCGCUUCUCUCUCUCUCUGCACCACUCGAAGCCCUCAAGGUAGUCCGUUUGAGGAGAAGGGAGAGUGAAAAUGGUGGAGAAUACCAAGGGGAGGAAGGAGGAGGUAGUUACCAGAGAAUAUACGAUCAACCUCCACAAGCGCUUGCAUAGCUGCACAUUCAAGAAGAAGGCUCCCAAGGCAAUAAAGGAGAUCAGAAAGUUUGCACAAAAAGCUAUGGGAACGAAGGAUGUCAGAGUGGAUGUGAAGUUGAACAAGCACAUCUGGAGCAGGGGAAUCCGAAGUGUUCCAAGGAGGAUUAGGGUUCGCAUUGCUCGAAAGAGGAACGACGAUGAAGAUGCAAAGGAAGAGCUCUACUCUCUUGUCACCGUUGCUGAAGUCCCACCAGAGGGACUUGGGGGUUUGGGAACGAAGGUCAUUGAAGAGGAUGAUUGAUUUAUUAAUUAUCUGUUAUAAGAAAACUUGCUGUUAUAAGGGUGGUGGUUUUAGAUGAGAGUUUGUCUUGGCAUUUUAAGUUUUAUGAAUCAGACUUGUUUUUCCCGAUUUACGAUUAUUAUUGCUUGUAGAAGAAUCUCAACUUGGUUAUUUUAUCUUUGGUUGUAGUGAAUGCAGUUUUUCCAAUUGCUUCUA